Centropristis striata (black sea bass) is the source of this 1063-nucleotide messenger RNA. RefSeq names its product ADP-ribosylation factor-like 6 interacting protein 4 (gene arl6ip4). The coding region runs from base 138 to 863 and encodes 241 amino acids. NCBI's taxonomy places the organism in Eukaryota, Metazoa, Chordata, Actinopteri, Perciformes, Serranidae. The record is from RefSeq and is a predicted model, not a curated record. The transcript is spliced from 5 exons.
GCCGGCCGGAAGGUGAAGGAAGACGCACAGACUUCCGUAAACUAAAGGAUCCAGUUUUCUGUGGCUGCAGCGGCACAUUUUUCUGCGUUUUAUGAGCUUCAAACAGGUUUUCCGUGUGGAUUUUUGUAUUCUCAGUGAUGGGUCGCAGCAGGUCACCUGACAGAGAGAAAAAACACGACAAGAAGAAGAAACGCAGACGGUCCUCUUCUUCUUCUUCGUCCUCUUCUUCCUCGUCCAGCAGCAGGAGUCGAAGCAGAUCGUCAAAGAAAACACCACACAAAAGUCAAGAUGUGAAAAUACAUAAAAAGAAGCGUAGAAGAAGCUCCUCCUCUUCUUCAUCUUCUUCUUCCACCUCUUCUUCAUCCUCUUCGUCUUCACCCUCGUCUAAUGAUGAAAAGACAAAAAAGAGGAAAAGUAAAGCCAAGAAAAAGAAGUCCAAGAAGAAAAAGGCAAAGCUGAAGAAACAGAGGAAAAAAGAGAAAAAAAAGAAAGAGAAGCUGAAGAAGAAGGAGGAGAAGAAGAAAGCAGAGGUGGUGCUGCCCGACCCUCCAGCCGAGAAAACUCCAUCUUACCUGGAGGUGUGGCAGAGUGACGAGGGGACGAUGGAGCUCGGACCUGUGAUGACAGAUGAGCAGAAGGCCCGACUCUCCACCAAGAGGCCCCUCACCAAAGAGGAGUAUGAGGCCAGACAGAGUGUGAUCCGCCGGGUGGUGGACCCGGAGACGGGACGCACCAGGUUGGUGAGAGGAGAAGGAGAGAUCAUUGAGGAGAUAGUCAGCCGAGAAAAACACAAAGAUAUUAACAAGCAGGCCACCAAGGGAGACGGGAACGCCUUCCAGAAGAAACUGGGAAUCAAGAGGUAGAAGAGACUGUGACCUACUUCAGGAGCAUCAAUAAGCUGAACUUUAAAAAUUAUAAACAGUUGCCUGUGAUUUCACUGUACAGGAGUGAAGGUGCAAAGUUAUGGGGACAUGUUCUCCUGAUGUAAACCAAUCUAAACCAGUUAAAUCCAGGUAAAAGGACACCGUCUCCUAGUUAUUUGCCCAAUUAAACCUUUGCUGGA